CCUAAUCAUACACAUCGUAAGGCGAGUAUUUCAAAACAAAUCAAACAAUUAGGAUAAAACUUUCUUCUUACAAAAAGGACCCUAGAGGGCAAACAAAACCAAAGACAAAGAGUGACCAAAUUAAAGCUUAGGUAGAGAGAGCAGAGCACACAGCAUCUGGAUCCCCUUCCCUUCCCCCUUUACCCGUGUUCCUCCUUUAAAGCGCAAAAUCAGAGUCCCUUCUCCUUUACUGUUGUCGUCUAGAAUCCAAAGCCCUCGCCCUCUGGUUACGUUGAGCAGGAAGCCAGCCACAAGUUCCCCCCGGCCCGAGGGAGAAGGAUCCAAAGGAAUUAUCUCUCCCCUCUUUGCCCAUCAUCAAGUGAGGGACCAGCUGAGAAGCUUUCUGCUGCAUCAAGAGAGAGACUGAAACAGAGGCGGAUCCACAUUCCCCUCCCGAGGAAAAUGCUCUGUUCCACGGCGCCGGUGAUGGCGACCAAGCUGCUGGCCGUCUACGCAGCAUUUCUGACAAUUGGCCUCCGGCCAACGACGUCAGCCAGAGAAUUGCGCCCGUCGUACCACGGGCUAGGGUACUACCACCAGCAGCAGAGCACUACUUCUCCAUUUGUGAGGCAGAGGCCGUCGCCGGAGAUGAAGUCGUUCUUCAACGUGCCACCGUCGCUGAAAUCCUCAUCGUCACCGAGCUCCUCCGUCGCUUCGCCGUCGGUGGGGCUGCCAAGGGCAAUGAACACGAGCGACGAGGCGUGGUGGCGGAGCGUGAGCGGGUGGAAGUCGGAAGAUCGGGUGAGGAAGGCCCUGCUGAUCGGGAGCGUCGCGUGCGGAGUCGCCGGCGUGGUUCUGCUGGUCGCUUCCAUCGCCGUCUAUCUGGUGAAGCGGCGAGCACUGAGACGAUCGUCGGCGGCGGCAUUAAUGGGUUCAUCAGCAGCUCCCAGUACGACCAAUUCCACCCCCAACAACAACAUCAAUGUUUCCACCCUCGCCAUUGUCCCCAAACUCACCACCGAUCAGAAGUAAUUGUUUCAAUCACUGUUUUAACCUCUGUAAUCGUCGCUGAAUUGAUUCGGGUCCACUGUACAUGUUUGAUUAACAGAAGAAAGUUUUAAUCUUUUUUGGUUUCUUAUGAUCCAUCUUCUUUCUAAAGGCGAAUUCAGUUACAGGUUCUUUCGGGUGAUGUGUAAGUGAGUUUAUUUCCUUAUCCGGUAAGGAAAUCAUAUAUAUUAGCUAAUAAUUAGUUGGUAUUAUUAGUGAACAGAGACUCAUAUUUGAUGAUUUGUCUCCCCUUGGCAUUGGCAACCAGUGGGAUUGUGGGACAGUUGGCCCUUUAAAUUAAGACCGUUCAGAGUU
Linum trigynum is the source of this 1341-nucleotide messenger RNA. NCBI's taxonomy places the organism in Eukaryota, Viridiplantae, Streptophyta, Magnoliopsida, Malpighiales, Linaceae. The record is from the annotation of a GenBank genome assembly.